Vombatus ursinus (common wombat) is the source of this 4327-nucleotide messenger RNA. RefSeq names its product prostaglandin I2 synthase (gene PTGIS). Gene Ontology annotation, molecular function: monooxygenase activity; iron ion binding; heme binding. The record is from RefSeq and is a predicted model, not a curated record. Bases 260 to 1816 code for a protein of 518 amino acids. Gene Ontology annotation, biological process: prostaglandin biosynthetic process. The transcript has 11 exons. Lineage: Eukaryota; Metazoa; Chordata; Mammalia; Diprotodontia; Vombatidae.
AGCAGCUGGAUCCUAGCUUUUACUUGGGGAUGGAAGGCCAUCGUAAAACUGGAAACUGCUGCGGGUGGGGAGUGGGGCUGCUUUAAUGAGCAAAGGGGUUUCUUGCUUCCAAGGAAAUGGGAUGAGAAUGGAAGUCUCCUAAAAGCCCCACUUCCAAAUCCUACCCUUUCCUCCAAGGACCAUCUCAAAAACUUAUUUUGGAAAUGAGGAAAUCGAGGCAUUAUGUGGCUUUAACGCUAUUAGUAAGCUCUUUGAAGCCAUGCCGUGGUUCUUUCUGACCGCGCUGCUGGUCGCGCUGCUUCUGCUGCUGCUCCUGUCCCGCCGGCGAAUGCGGAGACCUGGGGAGCCCCCUUUGGAUCUAGGCCUCAUUCCCUGGCUGGGCCAUGCCUCAGAGUUUGGCAAAGAUGCAGCUGGAUUCCUUUCCAGGAUGGAGAAGAAGCACGGGGACAUCUUUACGGUGCUCGUGGCAGGGAGGUUUAUCACGGUCCUCCUAGACCCUCACUCGUAUGACACAGUCGUCUGGGAGUCCAGCUCCAAGCUGGACUUCCACAAAUAUGCGGUCUUCCUCAUGGAGAAGAUUUUCAAUGUUCAGCUGGCCAACUAUGAUCCUGGUUUGGAGAAAGCCAAGAUGAAACCGACCCUGCUCCACAAGAACCUGCAGGCCCUCACUGGGGCCAUGUUUAACAAUCUUUGCAACAUCCUUCUGAAGGAUAUAGGGGACAUGGGCACAGACUGGCAGGAAAUAGGGCUGUUCCAGUUCUCUUACAACGUGAUGCUCAGAGCCGGCUACUUGACGCUGUAUGGCACUGAGGGUGAUGAUCCAGUUAGCCAGGCCCGCAAUCGGACCCACUCUGCUGAGGUUUUCCAGAGUUUCCAUCAGCUGGACCAGCUUCUGAUGAAACUCGCCCGUAGCUCUCUGUCAGCAGAGGAGAAGAAAGAAGCCUCCCGAGUAAAAGCCCAUCUUUGGAAGCUUCUUUCCCCACAAAGUCUGGUGGGCAGGGCCCACAAAAGUGCCUGGCUGGACAGUUACCAGCAAUAUCUGGAAGAACUGGGAGCCGGGGAGGAGAUGCAGGCCAGGGCCAUGCUGCUUCAACUCUGGGCCACUCAGGGCAAUGCUGGUCCUGCUGCUUUCUGGUUCCUGCUGUUCCUCCUGAAGACUCCCACUGCUCUCGCUGCUGUCCUUGGGGAGUUAGAAAGCACCCUCCAGAAGGAAGGGCGGGCGCUGUCCGAGAUGGCCAGCAUUCCUCAGGAAGUCCUGGAUAGCAUGCCUAUUUUUGACAGCGUGUUAAGUGAAAGCCUGAGACUGACGGCCGCCCCCUUCAUCACCCGAGAGGUUCUGGUGGACAUGGUGCUGCCCCUGGCAGAUGGACGAGAGUACAGCCUCCGGCAAGGUGACCGCCUCCUCCUCUUCCCCUUCCUCAGUCCUCAGAGGGACCCAGAAAUCUACGAGGACCCAGAGGAGUUCAAGUACAACCGGUUCCUGAACCAAGAUGGGAGUGAGAAGCGAGAUUUCUACAAGGGUGGAAAGAGGCUCAAGAAUUACACCCUGCCCUGGGGAGCUGGAACUAACACGUGCCUGGGAAGGAGUCAUGCCAUCAGCAGCAUAAAACAGUUUGUUAUUAUUUUGUUGAUGCAGUUUGACCUGAAAUUGAAAAAUCCAGAGGAAAAGAUCCCCAGCUUUGACUGCAGUAGGUAUGGGUUUGGACUGAUGCAGCCAGAGCAUGAUAUCACCAUUUGCUAUCGACUCAAGCCCGGAGGGACACCGGGCUCCACAGGGCUUUCCUUCUCAGCACCUGGGAGAACUACAGAAGCCUGAAAAGCUAAUGAUAAGAACAUAUUCAUUUGAACUCUCAUCUCUCUUCCUCUCUCACUAGAUGAAGGGUUUGGCUUUUCUCUGCCCAAACCCUUCCUUUCUUCCUCUAAGAACCUUCCUGUUGGAAGAAAGAUUAUGUUUCUGAUGUCAUGGGAUUCAUCUGCUCUUCCAGGACAGGGCAUAGAGUGGUUCCUCUUCUGGUCCAUCAGGUUUGCUUGCUGGGAGCUCCUAGAACCUUGAGCUUGGCCCAAAGCUUCCUCCUUUCUUUGUUUUCUGUCUGUUGCUAGCAGUCUCUUUGAUAGGGGCAGAGGAUGGAGUUCAGUCACCAAGGAUCAGAUCUAUAGCUCUAAGCCAUCUAUAUGACAUGUAUCAUCACUUUUAUACAGUCUCUCUGGACUUUGGAGCAAAGUUAAGCUGAUUGUGGACCCAAACACAGACCCACACUAUGCUCCAAGGAGCAUAGACCUACCACAUUAGUCGAUUGCCUGCCUAUCCCAAAGAGUUAGGGCCGCACAUAACACAAAGGGGAGUGUAGAACUUCAGCAUUACCUGGGUCAUUAAUGACUUCCAUCCCUAUCACUACAAAAUGAGUAGCCAAAUAUUGGCUGAUUUGAUGACUACACCUGUGCUAUUUACAACAGUGACUCCCUCCCCGUCCCCUAUACUCACUCCUCUCUGAUGCACAAUUAGAGAAUCCAUCACCCAUGUAAAGCUAUUCAUAACACUUCCAGACUUUCCCAAUCCUAAAACCCUAUCUGGGAAGGCCUAGCCCCUCCCUGAUUUUCUUGGUUUCUGAAAAGCCUUGCCUCCUAGGUGAGAAAACCGGAAUCCCAAAUUCCAAAUUGCCUUUCACGUUCUCUAGCUACUACCAUCUCUUGGUGUAUAGUUCUAGGACCUACUCACUUGGGUGCUAGAAUUUUACUUGCUUGGUAGCUAUCCUAACUCCCAAAAGUUUGCCUGGCUGAGUUUACAGACAACAUAAUUCCCUUUCAGUCCAGCAACCAACACAACUACUUGUUAUUCUGCUCUGGUUCUUCAAAGAAGAUGGCAACUCACGUCCUAGAACAUAAAAUGCCAAGUUGGAGUUAGCCCCCAUGGGUAUGCUGCACCAGUUCCUUCUGUCAAAUAAUCGUCAUCCAGUUAUUCAUGCGCCACUGAGCAUGUGUCCCUCACUGAGGCAUUGUUUUUGCCAAAACAAGCUAGGAAGUGCCCAAUUCAGAUAAGUGACAUAAGAUCCAGUCUGGUGGGUAGAUUGUCAUCAUGAUUCUUUCAUACUCACAUCUAUACAUAGGGGUGAGGGAGGGGACACUAGAACCCAAAUUCCUAAAUACUGUGCUGCUCAGGCCAGGGAUCUGUGAAAAUCUGGGGCUGAUCAGGUGGACACUUCUGUAAUACUCACUGAAACUCCUACUUGGUUGCUUAUUUCUUCCAAACCUCACAUAGACUCACUCAAGGUAAAUAGCCACUUCAGUGCCACUAAGUGCUGUAUGCUCACUCUCUACUCUCACUUCUAAGGGGCACACCUCCCCACAAACCCAUGAGCAUUCAACAUAGACACUCUCAGCCAUGGAAACUCUUCAAGUUUAAUUCUAACCCCAUUCCAGCCUUCCAUCCAUUGUCCUUUUUUUUUUAAAAAAAAAAAAACUGAUCAUUGAUAUCAUUUUUUUUACAUUGCCUACAUCUACCCUUGUGUUCCUCCCCCUUCUACAAAGCCAUCCCUUAUAACAAAGAAUUUAUUUAAAGAGGAAAAAGAAAAAAAUCCAACAAAACCAAUUGCUACAUUGAAAAAAAAUCUGACACUGCCAUGCAAUGUCCCACAGCUCUGGACCCCUCCAUCUCUGUGCAGGAGAGGGAAGAGGGGUUUUCUCAUAUCUCCACUUGGAGGCCAUGCUUGUUCCUUGUAAUUUUGUGACUUUCAUUUUAGAUUGUUUCCCAAUUGUUGUACUUUCCAUCACAUUGUUGUAGCUGUGCACAGUGUUUCUUGGCUAUCCUUACUUCACUUUGCAUCAGUUCAUGUAAGUCUUUCCACACUUUUUUGAAUUCUGUGGUCUUUCUUUUAUCAUAUCCAGUACUUUCCAAACACUCUAAGACCAGUACCAAUUCUUUUUUUGUUUGUUUGUUUGUGCGAGGCAGUUGGGGUUAAGUGAGUUGCCCAGGGUCACACAGCUAGUGAGUAUCACAUGUCUGAUGCUGAAUUUGAACUCAGGUCCUUCUGAUGCCCUUAAAUAGGCUUGUGGAAUAAUUGACAUCUCCAGAUAGCAGGCUGCCCCAGCAGCCUUGGGUGCACAACUGUGCCUCCUUUGCUGGCAUCCUCACAUUCUGACACAUUCAUCAGUCUACAAGCCCAGGGCUCCCUGGGUCAUAUUAGUUAUAUCACCUCCUGAUUGCUGCUGGCCCAUUCACAUUCCUACAUUAUCAUUAAGUAAUCACUUUUUCAGGGUAGCUGGGUGGUGCAGGGGAUAGAGCACCAGCCCUGGAUUCAGGAGGACCUGAGUUCAGAUCCAGCCUCAGACA